Molecule: messenger RNA, 312 nt
Organism: Tetranychus urticae (two-spotted spider mite)
Lineage: Eukaryota; Metazoa; Arthropoda; Arachnida; Trombidiformes; Tetranychidae
Product: glutamate receptor ionotropic, kainate 1-like
Cellular component (GO): membrane
Molecular function (GO): ligand-gated monoatomic ion channel activity
Source: RefSeq, a predicted model, not a curated record
AUGUCCAUUUCCAAACAGGGUCGACCUUAUACGAUGUUUGUUGAAGAUUAUGAGAAGAAAGGAUUGACUGGAAACGAUCGAUUCGAAGGUUAUUGCAUUGAUUUAAUGAACGAGAUUGCAAAAAGACUUCAGUUUAAAUAUGUUAUCCGUUUGGUUGAGGAUCGAGCUUAUGGUCGGCGAAACGAGAAUGGAGAAUGGAAUAAAGCUGACAUUGCUGUGGCUGAUUUAACGAUUAAUUAUGAACGUGAAUCUGCUGUAGACUUUACCAUGCCAUUUAUGAACCUUGGAAUCGGUAUUCUUUCUCGGAUAUAA